Messenger RNA from Botrytis cinerea B05.10, 492 nucleotides. RefSeq names its product Bcpio9 (gene Bcpio9). The record is from RefSeq and is a predicted model, not a curated record. The coding region runs from base 101 to 349 and encodes 82 amino acids. The transcript is spliced from 3 exons. NCBI's taxonomy places the organism in Eukaryota, Fungi, Ascomycota, Leotiomycetes, Helotiales, Sclerotiniaceae.
GAUCUUUAUCAAACACGUUCAAUCUCACACAAGAAGAAACCUUCACGUAAUAUUACCACUAUCAAAAAUCAACCCCUUUUCAUCCAAACCAUAUUCCAAGAUGCCUCUCGUCGAUCCAGUUACCAACAGUGCUGCCGGUGGCGAUGACAAGAACCAGGUGUGGAUGAGCAAAUUGGCUGGAAAGAAGAUUGGUGAAACCAGCGAUGAGACUACAUUCGCAAAGCAAGAUCUUCCUGAAGAGCACAGAAUCAUCGAGCCUGGUUCGAUGGUCACCAAGGAUUUCAAGGAGAACAGACUCAAUAUCCAUUUGAAUGAAGAUGGAACUGUUUCCCAUGUCAACCACCAGUAGGAAGAUGGAGGGAAGACCCAAGGUUAAUGAUUUGGGGAGGAGCUUCUCGAGCGUUUCGAGUUUUAAAGAUGAUUUGACGACCUUUAAUGUGCUUUUAUGAGAAUACGUAAAUAUGUUAUACAAUGCUACGUUUGACUACGACA